This is a messenger RNA of Scheffersomyces amazonensis, 3792 nucleotides long. RefSeq names its product autophagy protein. The transcript has a single exon. Gene Ontology annotation, biological process: positive regulation of protein phosphorylation; autophagy of peroxisome; autophagy of mitochondrion. Gene Ontology annotation, cellular component: Atg1/ULK1 kinase complex; phagophore assembly site membrane. The record is from RefSeq and is a predicted model, not a curated record. Gene Ontology annotation, molecular function: protein kinase binding; molecular adaptor activity. The coding region runs from base 141 to 3734 and encodes 1197 amino acids. Lineage: Eukaryota; Fungi; Ascomycota; Pichiomycetes; Serinales; Debaryomycetaceae.
CCAGCAUAUAAGAGCAGAACUUAGCCUAGCAUAUUAUUAGUGGUAUUUAUUCAUAAUUCAUUAUACAUUAUUCAUUGAUUGUAUCUGCUCCCCCGUAUUUCAUAAAAAAGUAUAGGUCAUCUCAGAAGAAACUUUCCACUAUGACUGAUUUAGCAUAUUUACUUAUAUAUAAUGCUCAUAAUGGAGCAUGUAUGAAGAUUCCUAAACCAAUUCGAUUUCAUAAUUUAAAUGAAUUUAAACGAUUUUUACUGCAAUCAUUCUUAUUUGAAAGUGUAGAUAAUAUUUUCUUACUUACAUCAUUUGGAAUUCGAUUAAAUUUUAAUUUAAUUAAUGAAUUGAAUGAUAUUUAUGUAUUUGAUAAAAGAUUAUUUGCCAAUGGUUAUGAAAUAAGUAUUUUAAAUAAUUAUUUACAACAGACUGAAUUAGAUAAUAGUAAUAAUAUUAUUUCAUCACCUCAACUAUCAAUAUUAACAACAGCACUUGAAACAAAUAAUAUAAAGGAAAUUACUAAUCGACUUAAAUUAAAUCAUGAUUGGACUAAUCAAUUACUUCGAAAUAGUUUAAAAUUAUCCGAUUAUUGUAAAGAAUUAAUAAGUCAAAUUAAUAUAAUAUUUAAAUCUUUAAAUACAAUUUUCCAAUUUGCAACUAAUUUUAUUAAUGAAACUGAAAAGAAUUUUAAUAAUUAUUUAAGUUAUAUUAAAUUAAUCAAAUAUAAAUCAUUACAUAAUUCAUGGGAAGAUCAUUAUAAAAAAUUAUUAAUAUUUCCAACUAUUAAAAUAAAGAAUAAAUUAAUUAUACUAAAGGAUUUUUUAAAUUAUAAUAAAUUAAUUGAAAAAUCCAAUUAUAUUAAUAAUAAUUUACCAUUAAUUAUUGAAGAAUUUGAUAAAUUAACUAAAUCAAUUAAUGAAGUUAAUGGAGAAAAAUUAUUAAUUGAUAAACAAAUUGAAUCAUUAAGAAAUGAAUCAAUAUUUGAAUUUAAAGAAUUUCAAAUGUCGGAAGUAAUUGAUAAUAUAAAACAAUUAUCAAAUAUACUUUUUAAAGAUUAUAAUAAAUUAUCUACUAGUGAUUUAGAAUUAGAAUUAUUUGAAAUAUUUAAUAAUCAUAAGAAUCAAUUAAGUCCUCAAUUAUUUAAUAAAGUUAAUAAAUUAUAUGAUCAUUAUAUUGGAUUAAAGAGAUUUAAAGAAAGAUUAAUUAAUGAGUCAAUUAAGAUAUUUAAUAAAAUUGCUAAUUUACAAAUGAGUAUGGUUAAUAUAAAGAAUAAUCUUAAAUUAUUAACUAAUCCAUCACCAUCAGAAAUUGGUAAUAAUAAUAUUAAUAUUAAUAUUAAUAAUACUAAUAUUAAUAAACCAUCAUUUCAAACUAUUCAAACCAUUAAAAAUUAUGAAGAUUAUUUAGCAAUAACUAUAGAUUUACCAUUAUUAUUUGGAUUUAUUCUUAUAGAAAAAAGAAGACAAUAUGAAUGGUAUGAUUUUUAUUCAAAGGGAAUUGUAAAUAAUGUUAGUGAACAAUUAUCAAUUAUUAUAGAUCAUGAAAAGUUAUUUAGAAAGAUUUGGUUAAAGAAAUUUGGUACCUUUUUACCAUUAUUAGAAAAUGAUAAUAAUGAUCAUCACUUAAUUCAAUCAACAUUACCAAAUAUUGAUGUUACAUUAGUAGGUAAGAAUCAUAAUAAUUCAUCAUCUUCCUCUUCAUUUAAAAUAUUAGAUGAUAUUAUAAUUGAUAGAGAUGAUAUAUUAAAUUAUAUUUCAAUUUUAGAAACUGCCAAUGUUUCCAAUAAUUUUAUUGAAUUACUUAAUAAGAAUUUUAAAGAUUUAAUUAAAUCUACUAAUACUAUGAAAAAGUUAACAAAGAUUAUUAAUUCUUUAGGUCAUUAUACUUCAUUAGCCAGUGAAAAUAAACUGAAAUUAUUAAAUAGUGAUGGGAAACCAGAUUCUGAUGAAAUUGAAGAACUGGAUAUUGAUAUUGAUUUAAAUCUUAUAAAGGGAUUAAAAUCUAGAAUUAAAAAACUUGAAAGUUUAUUACAUCAACAACAAUUUAAAAAUUUAACUAGUUGGCCAGUUAUAAGAAAUGAUAAUGAUAAUAAUAAUAAUAAUAAUAUUUCAGUAAGUAAUUCUAAUAAUAGAAUGAGUUUAAUUAUGGAUCCUUCUACUAUGAAUAAAUCAGAUCCCACUCAACUAUUACAACGAAGAAAUUCUACCAAUUCAAAAGUAUUAUCAUCAUCCCCUAAUAAUACAACUACAACCACAGCUACAGCUACAACUAGUAUAGAUAAACAUUUAGAUAAUAUAAGACUUAAACGAGAAAAUGAAGAACUUAUAGCACGAAACAAUGAAUUAUCUAAAGAAAAUAAAAAGUUAAUGGAAGAUAAUGAAUUGAAAAAUGAUGAAAUUUCUAAUUUAAAACAAGAAAUUUCAAAUUUAACCAAGAGAAUUUCUCAUCAAGAUGAAGAAAUUAAAUUAAAUAAUAAAUUAGAUUCUAAAACCAUUGAUAAUUUACGAAAUAAAAUUGAACAACGAGAAACUCAAAUAUCCGAUUUACAAAAUAAUUUAAUUAAAAUUACUGAAUUAAAUAGUAAUACUGGAGGAGAAAUUAAUAAAUUAAAUCAAAUAAUUUCAGGAUUAAGAAAUGAUUUAAAUGAUAUUACCAAUACUAAGAAUGAUUUAUUAUCUAAUUUAUCAUCAAAAGAAAUUGAAAUAACUAAAGAAAGAAAUUCUUUACAUGAAGAUAUUAAAAAUUUACAAAAUAAAUUAGAUGAAAUUCAUGAAGAUUAUGAAAAUUUAAUUGAACUUAGUUCUGGUGAUAAGAAAUUAAUUCAACAACUUAAUAAUAUUAUUAUAGAUUUAUAUGAUAAUAUUAAAAAAUUAUCUCAAGAAUUAUUUGAAUUCUUUUUAGAAUUUUGUUUUAUACUUGAAUCAAUGGGGUUAUUACUUAUUAAAGAUGAUCAAAUAUAUAAGAUUACUCGAGUUAAAGGUUUAAGAUCUAAGAAAAAUAAUUCAAUUGAUGAUACUGAUAUUCUGUUAAUAUCUAUUGAAAAGCCAAGUUCAAAAGUAAUUGAAGAUAUUGAAAAUAAAAUGAAUUGGUUACAUAAUUUUGAUAAUUUAAAAUUAGAUGAUUCUAAUUUUGAUGAUGAACAAACGGGACAAAUUAUUAAAUUAUAUGAAGAGAAUAUUAAAGGAAAAGAACAAGAACAAGAACAAGAACAGACUAGUAAUUCUAAUUCUAAAUUAAGAGAAUUUAUGCAUUUAAUAUCAUUUAAAGAUAAUGUAUUAAUGCAAGAAGAUAGUAUUAAUAAUAGUAAAUUCUUUUUAAAUGCUAUUGCAAAAAGAUUUAGAGAUGUUGAAGGAUUUGCAAAGAGACAAACUAAAGAAGGCAAAUUAAAAGAACAAGAAAUUAGUAAAUUAUUUCAUAAAUUAAAUUCUAAAAUAUCUAUGAAUAAUUUUCAAGUAAAUGAUCUUGUAUUAUUCUUACCUACAAGAAUUGAUAGAAUUAAUAAUGAUAUUGAAAUCGAUGAAAAUUUACAACCAUGGGCAGCAUUUAAUAUUGGAGCUCCUCAUUAUUUUUUAAAAGUUGAUGAUAAUAGUUCAAUUAAAGAUAAAGAAUGGAUGGUGGGUAGAGUAGUUACGAUUACUGAGAAUAAAGUAACCAAUGAGACGGCUACUAAUAAACAAAUGAAUCCGUUCCAAUUAAGUGUGGGGGUUAUAUGGUAUAUGGUUGAAGCAAAGGAAGUGCAUACAUAGUAUAUAGUAUGUAUAGUAUAGUAUGUAUAGUAUUGCAUAUAGCAUAUUGUACACAGCA